AUGCUAGUGCGCACCCAGGUCGUCUCGCCAGCACCAAAAUCAUCCGUCCCUAUGCUGCUAACUGGGACGCUAUCGUCGUCCCCACCAGCCGCAAAAAAGUCAUGGGUGGAAUACGCUCCAAAUAGACUACGGCCAUACCUCUACUUGACGCGUAUCGACAAGCCCAUCGGGACCCUGCUCCUGUUCUACCCAUGCACGUGGUCGAUCACGAUGGCCUCCUACGCGCUGCAAACGCCGUUCACGACGCCGCUCACGUAUAUCAGCUUGUUUGGCAUUGGCGCGCUGGUUAUGCGAGGGGCGGGGUGCACAAUCAAUGACAUGUGGGACAAGAACUUGGACAAAUCUGUCGCCAGGACAAAAGAGAGACCACUGGCCCGAGGUGAUAUAUCCUUACCUCAAGCCGUCGGAUUCCUGGGCCUGCAGCUGAGCGCCGGCCUCGCCGUACUCACUCAGUUUAACUGGUAUAGCAUCCUGCUGGGAGCUUCAUCCCUCUCCGUCGUAACCAUUUAUCCGUUCAUGAAACGGGUGACGUAUUGGCCUCAGGCGGUCCUAGGGCUCGCGUUCAACUGGGGCGCACUUCUCGGAUGGUCCGCUGUGGCAGGCUCUGUGAACUGGAGCGUAGCUCUUCCCUUAUACGCCGGCGGUUUCUGCUGGACCUUGGUGUACGACAGCAUCUACGCCCACCAGGACAAAACCGACGAUGUCCAAGUUGGCAUUCGCUCGACUGCCUUGCUCUUCGGCGAGCAGACACGGCCGAUCCUCAGCGCGCUUUCCGCAUCCAGCAUCUCACUGAUUACUUUGGCCGGCUACCUGAAUGAGCAGGGUUCGCUGUUCUACGCAGGGACCACGCUCGCGGCGCUCCAGCUGGCACGGGUACUCAGGCGAACGGAUUUCGACAACCACGCCAGCUGCUGGAAGGGGUUCGUGGGCUGUGGCUGGUCGGGCUUCUGGGUAUGGAUGGGGGCGUUGGCAGACUACACUUUCGUCAUAGCUGGCUUGUCGUGA
Molecule: messenger RNA, 1005 nt
Organism: Postia placenta MAD-698-R-SB12
Lineage: Eukaryota; Fungi; Basidiomycota; Agaricomycetes; Polyporales; Adustoporiaceae
Exons: 7
Coding region: 1-1005 (334 amino acids)
Biological process (GO): ubiquinone biosynthetic process
Cellular component (GO): mitochondrial inner membrane
Molecular function (GO): 4-hydroxybenzoate polyprenyltransferase activity
Source: RefSeq, a predicted model, not a curated record